CAACAUGGCUGCGCCCAGGGCAGGGCGGGCUGCCCCGAGCUGGGUUCUGGUGCUGGGCUUGGCGCUGGGCUCGGUGCCCGGGGCGGCUGCGAGCGCCUCCUCCUCCUCUUCCAACGCGGCGGCCGCCGCCGAGGGGACGUGCGGCUGCAGCAGCUCGGGCCGGGGGAGCGGCGGGGAGGCGGCCCGGAGAUAUUCCCCGGAGGCCAAUGCCCCAAGUCCGGCCGCGGGGCCGCUCACCCGCAAGGGGCCAGCAGCGCCCAGUCAGAUGGCCCUUAUUCCAACAGGAAUGUUCACAAUGGGUACCGAUGAACCUGAAAUACAGCAAGAUGGGGAAUGGCCUGCUAGAAAAGUCCAUGUUAGCCAGUUCUACAUGGAUCGGUACGAGGUCAGCAAUGUGGAGUUUGAGGAAUUUGUAAAUGCCACUGGCUAUGUUACAGAGGCGGAGAAAUUUGGAGACUCCUUUGUGUUUGAGGGUAUGUUGAGUGAACAAGUGAAGACUGAAAUCCAGCAAGCAGUUGCAGCUGCUCCCUGGUGGAUGCCUGUUAAAGGAGCUAAUUGGAGGCAACCUGAAGGACCAGAUUCUAAUAUCUCAAAGAGAAUGGAUCACCCAGUUCUUCAUGUCUCCUGGAAUGAUGCUGUAGCGUAUUGCACGUGGGCGGGAAAACGAUUACCCACAGAAGCUGAAUGGGAGUACAGCUGUCGAGGAGGCCUUGAGAAUAGACUUUUCCCAUGGGGCAAUAAGCUUCAGCCAAAAGGUCAGCACUAUGCCAAUAUCUGGCAGGGAGAGUUCCCGAUAAGCAAUACCGGAGAGGAUGGAUAUAAAGGAACUGCACCAGUUACAGCAUUUCCUCCAAAUGGCUAUGGCUUAUACAACAUAGUGGGAAAUGCCUGGGAGUGGACAUCUGACUGGUGGGCUGUUCAUCAUUCUGCGGGUGAAACUCGCAACCCAAAAGGGCCCUCAUCAGGGACUGACAGAGUGAAGAAAGGUGGAUCCUAUAUGUGCCAUAAGUCCUAUUGCUACAGGUAUCGUUGUGCAGCCCGCAGUCAAAACACUCCUGAUAGUUCUGCUUCAAACCUGGGAUUCCGUUGUGCGGCAGACACUCUGCCAGCUUUACACUGACAGAACUACUUGUGCUCUGAAGCCACAGGGGACUAAAAAUUUCACUCCAGCAUGAGGAGUUUUGGGGAGCUCCAGCCUGCUGAGAUGUUCUGCAGUUACGAGUCUCUAGUUAGACAAAACAAGAUAUCCAGCUAAUUGAAAAAAGACAUCGUUGGAGAAAAUCGCCUUCCAAAAUAAGUCCAUGCCAGUUUAAUUCUAUAACCAAUCUUUGGAAAAGUUGGGUUGAAUUCCCAUAUCAACUGUGCAGGUGAAAACAUAGAGUUAAUGCUAUUGAUUUCAUUAGAAAUAUUUCAGAUUUACACCAGCAUAGGAACUAACCAGAACCUUCCUGACCGCAUUUUGAAAAGGAUAUUUUGUUUCAGAUACUAUUUUUAUCUCCUCUAGAGAAGAUGCUCUUCAGUACUGAGUAAGUAUUUUAUGAUGG
Mauremys mutica (yellowpond turtle) is the source of this 1544-nucleotide messenger RNA. RefSeq names its product sulfatase modifying factor 1 (gene SUMF1). The record is from RefSeq and is a predicted model, not a curated record. The coding region runs from base 5 to 1120 and encodes 371 amino acids. Gene Ontology annotation, cellular component: endoplasmic reticulum. NCBI's taxonomy places the organism in Eukaryota, Metazoa, Chordata, Testudines, Geoemydidae. The transcript has 9 exons.